AUGGCGCACUCAGAUCCCUACAACGACCCGUAUGGCCGUCAGCAGCAACAGUACAACGCCAGUUAUGCCGCGGACAAUACCAACUACGGACAACAGCCCUACCACUAUCAGGAAGAAAAUCCCUACGGCGAAGAGCCAAGAUAUCCAACAUACUCUUCGGACCCGACAGCUGGCGACUAUCUCAAUUCGAGCACCGAGAAGGUGGCCUAUGAGUCUUAUCCACAAGGGAACACUGCGCGAGCACAGCCUGGCCGCUCUGGGUUGGCCAGGCCAACGACUUCUUUUGCAGAGAUGGGACCACCCCCCCGAAGUACUGGUAUCUUGAGGGUAUGGAGAAUGGAUGAACGAGGCAAGCAAUGGUCAAGGGGCGGUGGCGUUCGCACGUCCUUACGCUUCUGCUGCUGCACCAUCACAACGGCGAUCAUCAUGAUCAUCAGUGUCGUGCUCGCGGUGCUUCUCUAUAUACGCCCUCCAAGCGUUACAUUGAACAGUGCGACAGUAGAAUCAGGCUCCGUCUCCGCCAGCUCCGAUGGUCUCAGCCUCAAGUUUGACUUGAAUAUUAGUGUCGCCAAUCCCAACUGGUUUGAUGCCGAUUUCAAAAAGAUCGAGGCAACCGUGAGCUACCCAGGUAACAACACAAACAAUUUUGGUGGUGGUAGCAUGAGCAACGUCAAUUUCAAAGGCUACACGGACUCAACAUUCGUGUUCCCAUUCACCUUGAACUACACUCUGGCCAAUGAUCCCGACAAAACGGUCCUUUAUGACUUGAUCAGUAAAUGCGGUAUUUUGGGGACAACGACCGAAGAUAUCACUGUUGAUUACGACCUGAAUCUCAAACUCAAGAUUCUCGGUUUGACAGUCAAUCCCACAAUCAGCAACAGUGCCAGUUUCGAAUGUCCCAUCACAGAGAGCGACAUAGAGAGCAUUGUUGGCAGCAGUGGUCUCAGCAGUCUCACGGGAAGCUAG
Messenger RNA from Cryptococcus amylolentus CBS 6039, 966 nucleotides. RefSeq lists its product as hypothetical. The record is from RefSeq and is a predicted model, not a curated record. The transcript has 9 exons. Bases 1 to 966 code for a protein of 321 amino acids. NCBI's taxonomy places the organism in Eukaryota, Fungi, Basidiomycota, Tremellomycetes, Tremellales, Cryptococcaceae.